AUCGUGAAAUUCCAACAAUUAUUGGUCAAAAGUUUACAAAUAUUUCAACGUUACCUAAUUAUCCUUGUGAUUCAGGAAAUUUAGGUAUAUAUGUUGUUACAGGCUUAUCGGCCUUACAAAUGUGGCCAGUUUCUUUAAUAAAAAAUAAAGCAUUCCAAAUGAAUUUUGAAAAUGAUUCAACAUACCUCGUAUUUCCCUUAUUACAUCACAAAUUUUAAUUUCAAUUAAAAACAAAAGUAAAAUAUUAUAUAUAUUGUACAUACGUUAUUAUUAAAAUUAUAAUUAUUUCGAUAGAAAAUUCAAUAACAGCUUGAUCUUUGUAACAUUAUAUACUAUUUUCACAUUAUUUUCAUAUUAUUGUAUUAAAAUAUGCAUGUUAUAAGAAGUACAGAUAAUGAACGUAUUGAUGCUGCUCUAAAAAUGUUAUUUGUAAAGGUGUGGUACGUUAUUAUUGGCGACGAGUGGUGCUCUGUUGUACCCGACUCAUGGGUCUUCGAAAGCGAUUCAGUGAUUUGGUGGCCACCGAAAGGUAUCACUGUCACCACAGCAAUAUCAAAGGAAAUACAGUCCAACGAUACAUGGAGUUUAACUCCAUACAAACAGUUGAUUGGCCCAUUUGAUUCUUUUCAAGAAGCUCGGAAAAUCGAGAAGAAAUCAGCGGAUAUCUCAUCGGAUGCUGAUACUGAUGCUAUGCGUGCUGCAUUUGAUGAACCAUCCAAACGGUCGAAAAAAACUAGAAAACUCUCCUCCGAUGAGUCUGACACUUCUGAUGCCAGUUCCUGUAAUAUGCCGCCAAUUUCCCAACAACGUAAAGAAAAUACACCAAAAACAAUUUCCACGAUAUCCCUACCAAAAUGUUCGUACAUUAAAUCAAAGCAACGAUGCGAAGGUAGUUUAACCAAGGCAUCACAAUCGCAAAUGAAUAAGCGUGCUACAUUCUCAUCCAACUACGAAAAGACUUUAGACUCUACUCCGAAACGGAUCAAUGAUUUGAACGAAAAGCAACACAAAUCUAAAAAAUUGUCCGGCAUCUCGUCAGCUAAUUUUGGGAAAACCAAGCCUGCAAUGAUGGAGCGUCAUCAAGAAUGGCACGAUGAAUGUUACCUAUCUGACAUACAAGAAUUACCUGGUUCACUGCAGUUAGAUAAAGAAAAUCAAACGAGGAAUCAUAAUAACUGUUGUGGCGAAUGCAGAGAUUAUGUCCAAAAGGAAUUAAAAAAAUUGUCACGACAAUUGUAUAAAAUCGAAGCGCUGCUAAAAGAGCCGAAUGCAGGACGAGGUGACGAGGUUGUAGGACAAGAAUUAUUACCGUCGUUCCCGCUGAUGACGCUUCAGCAAUUUUUCGAAUGCGACAAUCAAUUGAAAGUGGAUGCGAACAUGAGAAAACAAUUCAUUCUGUGAUGAAACGGUCACCAGCUUCAACCCGUGCAGAAUUAGAAGCUACCAUGCAAGAAUGGCUCCGUCGCUCAGGUGACAGGAUAAGAAGUACGAUUAAUAAUAAUAAAAUGUUUAUUAAUCAGUAAAACAAAGUU
Molecule: messenger RNA, 1532 nt
Organism: Solenopsis invicta (red fire ant)
Lineage: Eukaryota; Metazoa; Arthropoda; Insecta; Hymenoptera; Formicidae
Exons: 9
Coding region: 370-1401 (343 amino acids)
Source: RefSeq, a predicted model, not a curated record